Molecule: messenger RNA, 1725 nt
Organism: Penaeus monodon (black tiger shrimp)
Lineage: Eukaryota; Metazoa; Arthropoda; Malacostraca; Decapoda; Penaeidae
Exons: 3
Coding region: 1-1725 (574 amino acids)
Source: RefSeq, a predicted model, not a curated record
AUGAAACAAGGGAAAGUGUCAAUGGCGAUAAGAGCACUGGCACUAGAUGAUGCAGCAGGGACCUUGCCCUUAGAUGACACUACACGUAAGGCACUCAGGGACAAGCACCCCCCAGCGAGAGAAGCCGCUCCCGAUACAAUGUACGGAGGAACCUACAUCCCACCACCAGCAGCAAUAUUUGAUAGAAUUACAGGUGAAGAUAUCAGGAAACACGCCCUCCACACAAACGGUGCAGCUGGACCCUCAGGAAUGGAUGCCAAAGCCUGGAGGAACAUACUAAGCCAAGCGAGAUACGGUAGUGUUGCGAAUGACCUUUGCAACACGAUUGCAGCCAUGGCAAGAAAAAUGGCAACUGACAGCUGCCAAGAUAUAGAGGCCUUCACUGCUUGUCGCCUCAUUGCCCUUGAUAAAAAGCCAGGCUGCCGCCCUAUUGGUGUCGGUGAAGUGCUAAGGCGAAUAGUAGGGAAGGCAAUCAUGGAGGUGACGAAAGACGAUAUUAAGGCUGCAGUAGGAAACCUGCAAGUUUGUGCUGGACAGAAGGCAGGAGGUGAGGAAGCAGUGCAAGCAAUGAGAACCAUAUACAGUGACCAUGACUGUGAUGCAGUGCUGUUAGUGGAUGCAACAAACGCCUUUAACAACAUAAACCGUCAAGCAGCAAUCCAUAACACCAGGAUAAAAUGCCCCAGUCUGGCGAUGUACAUAGAGAAUUCAUACAGAAAACCAGCCAAACAGUUUAUAUGUGACAGACACACAGGAAAUUCUGACACCAUUGAAUCUGCAGAGGGCACAACCCAAGGCGACCCAGUGGCAAUGGCUAUGUAUGCCACUGGUUUAUUAAGACUGCAGGACCAUAUAAGCCAUGAAAAAACGCAGGUGAAACAAGUGGCCUAUGCAGAUGACCUGGCAGGUGCAGGAAAAAUAAAUGACCUGAGGAAAUGGUGGGACCUGAUUCAACGACAUGAACCACCACAAGGCUACCAUCCAAAUGCCCAGAAGUCCAUAUCAAUUGCAAAACCCGGAAACAUUGAACAAGCAAAAGAAUGUUUUGGAAACUUGGAGAUACAAAUUAAUGCAGGUGGAGAGAAGUAUCUUGGAGCUGUCCUAGGAACUGAACAAACAAAAGAAACUUUUGUGAAAUCCAGACCUAUAGAAGACACCAUUAAGAGGGAUUUCAUCCCAGCCCUCUCAGGUGGGCGAAACCCUACAGAUUUAGAGAGGGCCAUCCUGGAGCUGCCGCCAAGAAUGGGAGGCAUGGGAAUCACCAACCCAUGCAAAAUAUCAGACACGGAGCAUCAGAACUCCGUACGACUAACAGGCCAUUUGACGCAGCAUAUAUUAUCAGAGGACCAGCAGAGAAGAAUGCAGAUGGCACAGGAAGUGGGGGCAUCCAACCGGCUCACGGCACUACCUAUUAAAGCCAAAGGUUUUAGCCUAAAUAAUCAAGAAUUUUUUGAUACCUUGCCUUUAGGGUAUGGCUGGCAUAUGGAUAGACUUCCACAAUCCUGUUCGUGCGGCUCCCCCUUUAACACAAAUCACGCCAUGAUUUGUAAGACGGGAGGAUUUGUCGUCAUACGGCAUGAGGAAGUCAGGGACCUCACUGCCGACUGGAGGAAGAAGCUUCACCCUGAGAUCGGUAAACACCGCAGAGGAUACUCGCCUAGACAUCAGCGCCAGAGGAUUUUGGGCCCGAGGCCAGAGAGCAUUCUCCGAUGUAAGGAUCUUUAG